Molecule: messenger RNA, 780 nt
Organism: Molossus molossus (Pallas's mastiff bat)
Lineage: Eukaryota; Metazoa; Chordata; Mammalia; Chiroptera; Molossidae
Gene: NUDT17
Product: nudix hydrolase 17
Source: RefSeq, a predicted model, not a curated record
AUGGGGCGAUGGAGUGCUGCCCUCCUUUCUGGGCGCCCGGAGUCGGUGAGCUUCGGAGUGUGUGGCCUCCUGGGCGCCGGGGCAGGGCUCGGGCCGUGGCCCGCACACUGCGGCUCGCAGCCAGUACAGGUCUUUUUGGAGAGGCCUUUCCCGGGCGGCUCGGCCGGGCUUCCGCUCCAGCGACCCCCUUUCUGCCCCUUUGCGGCCCUGCACCAGCCGCCCCUGCGAACCGCGCUGCCCACGAAUCGAGGUGUGGAUUUGGACGUGGCCGACAUUCUCCAGUCCAGCAACUACACUGUCUUGUUGACCCGAAAGACAUGUACCCUCAGAAUUUACCCCAACCUCUGGGUACCCUCAGGCACUGGCCUCUCUGACUUGCCCUCUCACUGCCUGCUGUUGGACAAAGGGCUUCAACAACUUUGGGGAGAGAGUGGACUCCAGCUGCCCCAGGGGUUCUCCUGGGUCUCUCUGGGGUUAUGGGAGUCUGCCUACCCUGCUAGGCUGAUCUGGGGUCUCCCCAAAUACCACCCCCAUUAUCUACUUGUGGUCUCCCAGGAGUCACAGGAGCAGCUGCAGGCCUGGAUCCAACCAAACCCAAGUGAGGUGAGCGCCUUUCUAUGGCUGGGCCCAGAUGCAGCACCUGCAGGGGUUACCAUAGAGGAUGGGACAGAUACCCAGACAUCUCUCCCAGGACACCUACCGCCCUCUGUCCUCGCAGUGGAACUAGAGGAAGACGGAAGAGCUCAACCUCGGGCCUUGCCCAUGACCACACUGCUGUGA